This is a messenger RNA of Aspergillus fumigatus Af293, 468 nucleotides long. RefSeq names its product COX assembly mitochondrial protein. The coding region runs from base 1 to 468 and encodes 155 amino acids. The transcript has 2 exons. NCBI's taxonomy places the organism in Eukaryota, Fungi, Ascomycota, Eurotiomycetes, Eurotiales, Aspergillaceae. The record is from RefSeq and is a predicted model, not a curated record. Gene Ontology annotation, cellular component: mitochondrion.
AUGAAAAACCUUACCCCAAAAGGCUAUGUCGCUUCCUACUCAACGAUAGAUGCAUCACCAGACUUUUUCUCUCGCUUUUACUUUUUUUUGUGGUCGACUAUUCUCCCCGCUCGGCAGAAUCCCCUCUCAUGGCUCUCACCGCUCGGCAUCGCUUUCGGAUAUUUCUUAGAGGCCGAGACUCUAUUACUGCUCGAGGACAGGUUCAAAACAGUUAUUGAAAAAAAUUGCGAGGAGAUUAUGACCGCUCUCGACGAAUGUCACGCUCGCGGAUUCCUUCACAAAGCCCUGGGCAAUUGCAACGAUAUCAAGCGCGACGUUAACAAGUGCCUCGCUGCGGAGCGCUACCAGCGCGCAAAGAAGAACCGGGACCAGGCUCGGGAUAACCGGAAGCGGAUUGAGAAGAUCUGGGCUGAGGAGAGGGCUCUUGAGCAGGGUAUUUCGCUCAAUGGGGAAUCGAAGCAGCAGUAG